Molecule: messenger RNA, 1423 nt
Organism: Paecilomyces variotii
Lineage: Eukaryota; Fungi; Ascomycota; Eurotiomycetes; Eurotiales; Thermoascaceae
Product: S-adenosyl-L-methionine-dependent methyltransferase
Exons: 5
Coding region: 215-1375 (386 amino acids)
Molecular function (GO): O-methyltransferase activity
Source: RefSeq, a predicted model, not a curated record
CUUGGAUCUUCAACAGAUGGUGAAAUGGGAGUAAGCCGAUGUCGACCAAUGACAGGGCGUUUUGGUCCGCGGAAUCUCCGCGGAGUAUCUCUGGCUGGCAGCAACUAUAAAGAAACAAGCCAUUCAAGCUGAAUCAAAUGAUAUUCUUCACCAGCAGCAACAGGAAGCACUUUUUCGCUCUUAGCAAUCAUCCUGUCUAAAUUCGCAUUUCAAAAUGGACUCAAUCGUCUCCCAAAUCCGCACUAUGGCCAAGGAUGCCGACGAAGUUGGCCUGCUUCAGAUCCAGAAGGCUCUACGAGAUAUUCAGACGGAGAUCCAGAGCCCGAAGGAUAUUUUGAUUGAAUUUGCAAACGCUAAUCUCAUGCUUGGAACGAAUCGUCUUGCAGCAGAUCUCAAGCUCUUCCACCAUCUCGCGUCUCAUAACGGCUCUUUGACUGUUGCUCGGCUCGCAGAUAUGACCGGUGCAUCCUCCCAGCUUCUAGAGAGAUUGCUCCGCUAUCUGGCUUCGAUCAACGUUAUCAAAGAAGUCGGAGUCGAUGAAUACCAAGCAAACACCACGACGAAGACUCUUGCUGAUCCCAAAGGAGAGGCUAUGGUAUAUCAUAUGUUUGAUGCCCAUGCGCCCUCUGUGCUGGCAAUGCCAGAUUUCUUUGCAGAAAACGGAUACCAAGACAUUGAGAGCAUCAUCAACACUCCGUUUCAGAAGGCCCAUAAUACGACGCUGAGUUGCUUUGACUGGUUCGUUCAGAACCCGAAACAGUUUGAAUCCAUGCAGAAAGUUAUGGCCGCUUUUGAGAGUGCUGACUGGACCGUUGGAUUUGACCUCUUUGGAUCCGAGGCAAAGAAGGUGUCUCCAACAUCUCCUCAGCCAUCGGAGAAGCCCUUUUUCGUGGAUGUUGGAGGUGGUCAUGGGCAUCAAUGCAUUCAGCUGGGAAAGAGAUACCCCAAUCUCCUUGGACGUCUCGUCCUUCAGGAUCUACCUGCAGCAAUCAAUGAACUCUCUCCUAUGGAGGGAGUCAAGGCUGAGGCUCAUAACUUCUUCGAGAAGCAGCCUGUUGCUGGUGCCAAAUUCUACUACCUGCGACGUGUGCUACACGAUUGGCCCGACAAAGAAUGCGUAAAGAUUCUCCAGAACAUAGUCGACGCCAUGUCUGCCGAUUCUCGCAUUCUGAUCGAUGAAGUGGUCUUGCCGGACACGGGUGCCCACUGGCAGGCAACCAUGGCAGAUAUCACCAUGAUGAUCAAUCUCGGUGGAAAAGAACGGACUGGUCGUCAGUGGAAGUCAGUGGCCGAUAGUGCCGGCUUGCGCGUUGAAGAGAUUCACACCUAUGUCUCGUCUAGCUACAUGUCGAUUGUUGUUCUGGCUCUGAAAUAGUGAAUAGAGUUAGAGGCCAUAGACGUUCUAAUAAAAUCUCCGCUAAAU